Molecule: messenger RNA, 2254 nt
Organism: Cutaneotrichosporon oleaginosum
Lineage: Eukaryota; Fungi; Basidiomycota; Tremellomycetes; Trichosporonales; Trichosporonaceae
Biological process (GO): mRNA export from nucleus; regulation of DNA-templated transcription elongation
Cellular component (GO): THO complex part of transcription export complex
Source: RefSeq, a predicted model, not a curated record
UUAGCAUCAUUGUCUUCACAGUCACUUCCGACCGAGACACCCAUUCGCGAUGGGCACACCCCUCUACACUGCCCUCAGCGGCUCGCUGCACGCUUUUGCGGCCGCUUCGUGGACAGCGCGUGAGCCCGCGCUGGCGAAGCACACAGGCUCUCGCGCGCUGCCUCCGCUCGACACUGAGCAGUUGCGAGCGCAGGUCACCAAGCUCUGGGCGGCUACGGGGACGGCGGAGCCGUCCACAGGCAAGCGCGCGGACGUGCUGCGCUAUACGCUUGAGAUGGUGGCGCGCGAUUUGGCCGUGCGCCCGGUGAUGAACCGCGAACUUGCUGAGCCGGAGGCGUCUGCAUCCGAUGCAUCCAAGGCGCGCUUCCAGACCGCACUUCAAGACCGUCUCGACAUUGUCCUCACCCUGAUGGAGGUGGUGUACGCCGCGAACCCCGCACCCGCACUUGAGACUGGCGCGCUCUUCAUCCCUCUUUUGGAAGAGUACCCAGAACUCCUCCUCGCCUCUACGUGGCACGCGCUGUUCGACUACGUUGUGUCCCGGUCUCCACGCUUCACACAGGACAUGCCCGUCGCCAAGGGCAAGCAGCUCAGCAUGCUGCGCUUGAUCAACAGCUUCUUGCGCAUGCUGAGCACCUCGCCGGGCGACUUGGACCUGCGCGGUCGAGUGCAGCUGUUUGCGAGCCGCGCCAUCAACGUUGCAGACAAGAGCGCGAUCAACCUCCGCGGCGAGUACGCGCGGCUCACCACAAACUGGGAGGGGAAAGGAGAAGAGGUUAAGGAGCCCGCCUCUCCUGUCAAGGCCGCCGAUGGCGAUAUCGAAAUGGCAGACAAGACCGUCAAGUCGGACUCUCCUGCCCAGCCCGACUUCUACGCCUCUCUUUGGUCCCUCCAGCAGUACUUCGCCAACCCACCCAGCCUCGAUGGGCCCGCCGUUGACGACCGUACGCCCUUCGAUGACUUCCGAACAAAGUCCGAUUUCGUCCUGGGACGCAUGUUUGAGGCUACUCGCAAAGAGCGUGUUCUCCGUGGCCGUAACCCGGAGCGUGCAGCCGCUGCGCGCAAGCGAGGACAUACUGAGGCAUUCGCAUAUCCUCGUUACCUCACGAGCCGCAGUCUGCUCGAUUACGAAGUGGCAGACCCCGCGUUCCGCCGCCAGAUUCUCAUCCAGUUCUUCAUUCUGUUCCAGUUCCUUCUUAGUCUCACAAAGGAGAGCGCGAAGAAGCAGACCGUCACUGGCGGGAUGCCCAAGACGUUCGUCCUCGAGGGCAGCAACCAGGACUGGGUCAACAACACCGCCCGCUUGAUAAGACAGGAGCUCAACCAAAUGCCGGACGGCGUCGAUGUGGAUCGUGUUGUCGCCGAACUGAUGAACAGGGAGCGCCGAUACGCUGGAUGGAAGAACGACGGAUGCCUGGAGUCGGAGUGGGAUCUCACCCCGGCAUCCCCGGAGCUUGCGCAGGAUGCGGCUUCCAAGUGGAAGCGGCAUUGCGGGCCCAUGCGCCGCUGGAUGCACUCUAUGGGCACGCAGCCUCUUUCCCGCAUUAAUGCCGCGAAAUACACCGACAUGAGCGACUUCCUGGGCGAUCCAGUGCGCACCGAGAGUGUUUUCACGCUCGAGGAGCAGCUGAGCGAGAUCGAGGCUGAGGAGGAGGACGACCGUGCGAUGGGGCGAGAGCCGCCUGCCGAGCUGGCCGAGCGAAAGCGCACUAUCAAUUGGCUUGCGUUGCGCCAGGCGCGCCGCACGCACCCACGCUUCGUCGCCUCUCUCGGAAUGGAGUACAAUCUGCACAAGCUUGUCGCAGCUAUCCGCGAAAACGAGACCAAGGUGGCCGCGAAGCGCGCUGCCGCCGAUGCCGCCGAGGAAUCGGACGGCGAGAAAGACGAAGGCGCGGACGCCGUGGAGAAGGAUAGCGAUGAUGAAAGGCCGUCGUCCAAGCCUAGCCCCAAGGAGAACGGGUCGCCAGCGCGCCCUGUCGAGCCUGCGACCACAGAGAGGCCCGAUGCCUCUUCUGUCACCCCGGACGUGACGGCUCCAGAGGUGACUCGACAGCCGGAGGCGCCGCCGUCGCCAAUCAAAACUGCCUCGCCUACGCAUGCCUCGAGCUCGACCAUAUCACCUGCGCCGGAGGUUGAGCCGGUUGGCGAUGUCGAGAUGAAGUCGCAGUCCGGGGAGAGUGACCUCACGCCUCCCCCCGAGUAGGUGAUCGAUUAGUAUGUGCGCUAUGUAUGCGGUGCUCGCAUUUGAACAGCG